ACACUCGCGCACCCUAUCGGCCAUGGGCUAGGCUACUCCUUGGAUUAUAUCUAAAGAAACGUCGUGCUGUCAGCAGGCACAGACAACGGUCAAGGAAAGGAGCUACGCCCCCUGAAUGGGCUGGCUUUGUCAUCUCCCCUGGGUGGCCAUGUUGGAGCCUCCUACUAGUGAGACAUACACCUAAUCCUCCUCGCUGAAUGAAAAACAAGAAGCGGUCCUCGCUUUUCUUUGUCCUCAGAUCUCAUUAAAUAUUUCCAGGAGCGGGUAAAACUUCUACCUGUGAUUUUUUUAAAUGUAUUGAUGCUUUGGUGUGUAUCUGCUGCAGCUGAUUUUUAUGUCUUUACUGUCAUUGAAGGAUCACAAAGGCACUGUGUGGACUUUUGGCUGAUCUAUAUCCCUGGGAUCCAACCUUUCUAACAGCGGAUCAGUUACCGCAAGAUGAGUUUGGAACUUCAAGAAUUGCAGGAAAGUUAACAAGCUGAUGAAACCAUCUUGAGAGAUGAUGAAUCGCUACACCACCCUGAGGCAGCUGGGUGAUGGCACCUACGGGAGCGUGUUGAUGGGGAGAAGCAACGAAUCAGGAGAACUGGUGGCUAUCAAGAGAAUGAAGAGGAAGUUUUAUUCAUGGGAAGAGUGUAUGAACCUAAGAGAGGUGAAGUCACUAAAGAAGCUCAACCAUGCGAAUGUGGUGAAACUGAAGGAGGUAAUCAGAGAGAACGACCACCUCUACUUUGUCUUUGAGUAUAUGAAGGAGAACCUCUACCAGCUCAUGAAGGACAGAGAGAAUAAGAUGUUCUCAGAGAAUGAAAUUAGGAACAUCUUGUUUCAAGUGAUAUCUGGGUUGGCUUUUGUACAUAAGCAUGGUUUCUUUCAUCGAGACAUGAAGCCAGAGAAUCUGCUGUGCAUGGGUCCAGAAUUGGUCAAAAUAGCAGAUUUUGGACUGGCCAGAGAGAUCCGCUCCAAACCUCCCUACACAGACUAUGUAUCAACCAGAUGGUACCGCGCUCCCGAGGUCCUGCUCAGGUCGUCUACUUACAGCUCUCCUAUCGACCUGUGGGCUGUGGGCUGCAUCAUGGCUGAACUAUACACUCUCAGACCUCUUUUCCCUGGAAACAGUGAAGUGGAUGAGAUCUUUAAGAUCUGCCAAGUCCUAGGCACCGUCAAAAAGACGGAUUGGUCAGAGGGCUACCAACUGGCUUCUGCUAUGAACUUUCGCUUCCCCCAAUGUGUGCCGACCCACCUGAAGACCCUCAUCCCUAAUGCCAGCAAUGAGGCUAUUGCCCUGAUGAAGGACAUGUUGCAGUGGGACCCCAAAAAAAGACCCACUGCUGUGCAGGCCCUGCGUUACCCGUACUUCCAGGUGGGCCAGAUCUUAGGGCCUCGUCCUCAGAGCCAGGAGGUCAAGAAGGUCCAGGCCAGGCCGCUGGCCCAGAACCAGGUCUCAGAGUCUAAGGCUGAUCCCCAGCAGUCUUCCUCUGAGUCCAAAGCCUCCACAUCCUCCUCCAGGAACCAACAGCAACAACAUCAGCCUCUUCAGCAGAUUCCCCUUCCCCAAACUGAGAGUAAACCAGCUGUCCUCUGCCAGGCAAAAGCAGCAUCGCUGGGCAGCGAGAACAGCAAUGGUGGUGGUGGUGGUGGUGGUGGUGGGAUGGGGGUACUGAAGAAUGGCCGUCGGCGCUGGGGCCAGACAAUGGCCAAGACCUCGGAUAGCUGGGAGGAAUCCGAGCCCUCGGAAACCGCCGCCUCCAACUCCAAGAAACCCAGCCUGGGGAACGCAGAGGAGGAGAGGAGCCUUAAGGAGCACCGCCCACAGCCCAAGGAGCAGAAACCUCUGUAUUCCUUCAGCACAGUCACUAAGCUACCCAACAAUGUUAAGAUUGGUCAAAUGGACUCCAAUCUCCCAGGAUCUGCUGCACGGCAGCACUAUCUGAGCCAGUCACGAUACUUGCCAGGGUUGAUCGGCAAGAACCAGACUUCUGGGGAUAAGGAGCUGAGUGGUAUGACGCUGCGGGACCUGUGGGAGAACUCCACAAACACUGUAAAUAAACCGCUUGCUCCUAUUGGUGGAGGAGUAUCAGUCACCAGAGCCAACGCAGAAGAGAAUGCUUCUAAAUCUGAAGAUAGCCCACCAGAGAAAAGUGUUGUUAAAGAGAGAAUUCUGGAGAAAAUUGAUCUCUCCAAAGGGAACUUUGUAAGCACCAAAUACAACCUCUCUGGCGGUUAUAUCCCAUCAUUCCAAAAGAAAGAGGUGGGCUCAGUUGGACAGAGAAUCCAGCUUGCCCCUUUGGCUGGCCAGCACACAAUCAAUCUUUCUUCUUCUCCUGAUAAUAAAAUAGACAAAUCGAAAUCUGCAAAGCCCAAGCCUGUAUCCAACUCAUCUUUGAGUGAAAGUAAUGAAGAUUACGAGGGCUGGAAGAGGAGGGGAGACAGGACUCAGAUGAAGGGGAGCAGUUACUCAGCCCUGGGGAAAACCUCUGGGAGUCUCCUGAGCAGAGCUCCGCCCGUGCAGCCUGUCCACGGCAGGGUGGACUGGACAUCCAAAUAUGGUGGAAAUCGGUAGUUCAGAAAGACACACUCAAACUUGAAGGAAACGCAGUAUGCUCCCUGAAAGAAAUGACAUCUUCAAUAUGGAAGUAUCAGGUAGCACAAAAAGUAGUUACAAAAGAUGUACAGUACAUCCGACAUUCUUUGAAGAGACAUUUUCAAUGCCACACUGGGAUCAUUAUGCUGUUUCCAGAGAUGUAGGAUCGAACUGUAAAAGUGCAUGGAGUCUCUAUGUUUUGGAGAUGACAGCUGCCACGAUGCUGAACCAAGACUAAUCCGGUCUGCAAGACAAUCCCACUGUGGUCCUGAAGGAUCCAGUGUGAGCCAAUUCUACUGUUAAUGUUGGGAGUAUUCUGAGAAGGAUUUAAUUGUAGCAUAGCUUUUCAUUUUUAUACUCCAGUUUAUUAUUAUUUUCAAGUAUUGUUUUACUACCGACGCCAAGCAUAAACAGUAACUUAUCAACGGCUCCUGGAAUGCUAUGUUCUCUCGGCUUUUAGUCUCACCCACAAAUCUUCAGUGCAACGGCUACAAAAAUGAUUACUUCAACUUAUUCUGUGUACCACAAGACAACUGCGCAGCUCUUUGUAUUAUGCAAUGACUUAAUGGAAUAUUUUGUAAACAUUUUAUACAAAUAAAUCUAUACAA
This is a messenger RNA of Etheostoma spectabile (orangethroat darter), 3189 nucleotides long. It is a transcript of the gene mak, whose product is annotated as male germ cell-associated kinase. Gene Ontology annotation, molecular function: protein kinase activity; ATP binding. The record is from RefSeq and is a predicted model, not a curated record. NCBI's taxonomy places the organism in Eukaryota, Metazoa, Chordata, Actinopteri, Perciformes, Percidae. The transcript has 17 exons. Bases 500 to 2560 code for a protein of 686 amino acids. Gene Ontology annotation, biological process: protein phosphorylation.